AUGGAGGACACAAUCUCACAGCAUUUUGCAAAUAUACUCAGCACCCUGACUAUACUGUCAUGCCUCUUCCUCAAAGUGCCACAGAUUAUGUACAUAAAAAAAAAGAAAUCGGCAGAAGGAAUCUACAUACAGGCUAUGCUUAUGGAAAUAUUUGGGUUCUCCAUAAUGACAUUAUACAACUUUACAAACAACUACGGCAUCAUGACGUACCUGGAGUAUCCGAUAAUAUUGUUGCAAGUGUACGUGAUGUUCUACUACGUGCUCAAGUUUAAGAAAAUGCUGGCUUCUUCGGCGGUACCGCUCAGUACUCUUGCAUACUUCUCCGCUGUCAUCGGUUUCGUGACGGGCACUCUACCGAAGGGUUUGCUUGGAUAUCUCGUGCCAUUCUGUACUCCUCUGAGCGGCUUCGCGAAGGUGACAUAUAUCUAUGGAAUUAUAAAAGAACAGAAUGCUGACGCGGUUUCGUUGACGACAUGGGUGAUAUCCGUCUCCACAAAUUUAGCCCGCAUAUUCACGGUCUAUGUGGACUCGGCAGACUUUAAGCUGUUGCUGAACUUCUUGGUGUCAACACUCCUGAGCUCUGCAGUGCUGGGAACAGCCAUCUACUACAAGAAGUCAAGCACUCCACAACCACCGACCCGGUCCCGAAGAAAGUCUAUCGCUCAACACAACCAUUCCGAUUAG
Messenger RNA from Spodoptera littoralis (African cotton leafworm), 684 nucleotides. The record is from the annotation of a GenBank genome assembly. NCBI's taxonomy places the organism in Eukaryota, Metazoa, Arthropoda, Insecta, Lepidoptera, Noctuidae.